UAUGUGGCCGUGCAGGCAGCAUUUUGCACGGGCACGAGAGCCCAUUCAUUUGAAUGGACUCCCGUGCCUGUGACACGCAAGGAAGAAGUCCCUGCACUUCUUUGGAAAAUGCAGCCCGCACGGGAACUUCGGUUCCCAGUACAGUUGUGUUUUCCAGUGCGGGCAGCGUGCCAUUAGAACUAAUGCCAUCCGCCCGAGGGUCCGCAUUUCUCUGUGCGGGUGGUGCGGCUGCACGCAUUUUCGUGCGGAUCCCCCAGCACAGAUGUGAACCUAGGGUCAAAGAAAAACUGGAGAGUGCAAAAUCUGGUUCAGCUAUGCAUGGU
Messenger RNA from Staurois parvus, 323 nucleotides. The record is from the annotation of a GenBank genome assembly. Lineage: Eukaryota; Metazoa; Chordata; Amphibia; Anura; Ranidae.